This is a messenger RNA of Hevea brasiliensis (rubber tree), 884 nucleotides long. RefSeq lists its product as uncharacterized. Gene Ontology annotation, molecular function: 2 iron, 2 sulfur cluster binding. NCBI's taxonomy places the organism in Eukaryota, Viridiplantae, Streptophyta, Magnoliopsida, Malpighiales, Euphorbiaceae. Gene Ontology annotation, biological process: P450-containing electron transport chain. The transcript has a single exon. The record is from RefSeq and is a predicted model, not a curated record. Bases 146 to 643 code for a protein of 165 amino acids. Gene Ontology annotation, cellular component: mitochondrion.
AGGGACGAGUGGCAAUCGCAUGAGGUAAAGUGAAGAUCGAUUGUCCGCACUGUACUAGCAAAUAACCGUAGAGAAACCCGUUCUGUUUCCGAGCAACUGCAGUUUAGCCCACACUGGAUCCCCAUUCAUCAGAACGCCCGCAAAAAUGGCAAUAUCGACCCUCCAGAGACUCUCCUCCCAACUCCACAGCCUUCAAUCUCUGUCUCUUUUCACCAAAUCUGUCCUCGUCCGCUCCUCCGCCUCCAUUGCCUCCGCCACCGCCACCGCCUCGUCCUCUGCCAAAGUCGCCGACAGAAUCGUUAAGCUCUCCGCUAUCGACCUUGACGGUAAAAAGCGGGAGGUCGUGGGCCUCUCCGGCCAGACUCUCCUCAAGGCUUUGACCAACGGCGGUCUUAUCGAUCCUGCCUCCCACCGCCUCGAGGAGAUCGACGCUUGCUCCGCUGAGUGCGAGGUCAGCAUCGCCCAGGAGUGGCUCGAUAAGCUGCCACCGAGAUCUUAUGAUGAGGAGUAUGUUUUGAAGAGGAAUUCUAGAGCUAGGGUUUUGAACAAGCACGCCAGGUUGGGAUGCCAGGUAGUCCUCACGCCAGACCUUCAAGGUAUGGUUGUUGCGAUCCCCGAGCCAAAACCCUGGGAUAUCCCCUAAAACGAGUAUGAGUUUAGGGUUUUGUUUUUGAUUUUGCUUUACCAUGCUGUUUGGAAUUGAAUAUUUAAUAAUGUGCACACAUCAAAUGGAUUUAUGUUUCCUGAAAUGUGGGAUUUGUGUAAGAUCACCCUUGAAUUGGGUAUGCUGGAACUUAAUUCUGAUGUUUUGGUUGUAUGCUGGAACUUAAUUCUGAUGUUUUGGUUUAGCUAAUUAGAAUUUUCUGCAAAACUUUUGUUUACCA